Glossina fuscipes is the source of this 1045-nucleotide messenger RNA. It is a transcript of the gene TfIIFbeta, whose product is annotated as general transcription factor IIF subunit 2. The transcript is spliced from 2 exons. Gene Ontology annotation, biological process: transcription by RNA polymerase II; transcription initiation at RNA polymerase II promoter. Gene Ontology annotation, cellular component: transcription factor TFIIF complex. Lineage: Eukaryota; Metazoa; Arthropoda; Insecta; Diptera; Glossinidae. The record is from RefSeq and is a predicted model, not a curated record. Bases 171 to 1004 code for a protein of 277 amino acids.
UCUUUCAAGAUUUUACUUUUAGUGGCCAGGUUUAUCGUAGUUAAUGUGAAUGUUUGUUUAUUUUAAUAUACGUCCCUAACUGGAAGUUAAGAGAUUCGUAAAACGGAUCAGGAUCACACCAGAACAAUUUAACCAAAAAAGUUGAAAAAUUUAGCAAACUCAAACCAAAAAUGUCUAAAGACGAGAAAGAGAAAGUGCCCAUAGUUGACAAGGAAUUAGAUCUUUCGAAUGCAGGACGAGGCGUGUGGCUAGUUAAAGUGCCCAAGUACAUAGCACAGAAAUGGGAAAAAGCUCCAAGCAACAUGGAUGUAGGGAAAUUGCGUAUAAGUAAGACGCCAGGUCAAAAGGCACAAGUUUCAUUGACACUGACACAAGCGGUCGUCAAAUUGGAUCCUGACGCAGAAAUACCCACUGAACACAUAUUAGAUGUAUCGGUUGUAACUAAACAAACCCUUGGUGUUUUCUCACAUAUGGCGCCCAUCGAGACAAAUCAUUUUAAAGAUGCAAGUUGUAGUGACCCCGAAAAAUUGUACAUGGAAGGACGCAUAGUACAAAAACUAGAAUGCCGGCCUAUAGCUGAUAAUUGUUAUAUGAAAUUAAAAUUGGAAUCUAUAAAAAAAGCAUCAGUGCCGGUUCGGAAAGUCCAGCCUAUUGAUAAAAUUGUACAAAACUUCAAACCAGUUAAAGAUCAUGCUCACAAUAUAGAAUAUCGAGAACGUAAAAAGGCGGAAGGCAAAAAAGCCCGCGAUGAUAAAAAUGCUGUUAUGGAUAUGUUGUUUAAUGCUUUCGAAAAGCAUCAAUAUUACAAUAUUAAAGAUUUGGUCAAAAUUACCAAGCAACCUAUUGGUUAUUUGAAGGAAAUAUUAAAGGAAGUUUGUGAUUACAAUAUGAAAAAUCCUCACAAGAAUAUGUGGGAAUUGAAGAAAGAAUAUCGUCAUUACAAGACUGACGCAGAAAAAAAAGAUGAUGAUAAAACUGGUACCGACAGUGAUACGGAUCACUAAAUUUAAUUUAAUUUUAAAACAGAAUUAAAAUAAGAAACUGA